UUCUGCCGCCGCCACAAUGUCAGGGCCCGGCGCUCAGCUCUUCUCUGCAGCAGGACCUUACCUGUUCCCCUGUCCAGCGCGCUGUGCAGUCUUCCCACGCCGGUCUGCAGUCUCUUGGUCAUCCCCUGUACUGUCCGCAGUCUCUUGGUCAUCCCCUGUACUGUCCGCAGUCUCUUGGUCAUCCCCUGUACUGUCCGCAGUCUCUUGUUCAUCCCCUGUACUGUCCGCAGUCUCUUGGUCAUCCCCUGUACUGUCCGCAGUCUCUUGGUCAUCCCCUGUACUGUCCGCAGUCUCUUGGUCAUCCCCUGUACUGUCCGCAGUCUCUUGGUCAUCCCCUGUACUGUCCGCAAUCUCUUGGUCAUCCCCUGUACUGUCCGCAGUCUCUUGGUCAUCCCCUGUACUGUCCGCAGUCUCUUGGUCAUCCCCUGUACUGUCCGCAGUCUCUUGGUUAUCCCCUGUACUGUCCGCAGUCUCUUGGUCAUCCCCU
This is a messenger RNA of Staurois parvus, 487 nucleotides long. Lineage: Eukaryota; Metazoa; Chordata; Amphibia; Anura; Ranidae. The record is from the annotation of a GenBank genome assembly.